AUGAAUAUAGACAAUCUACAAUUUAUUAGUAAAGAAAGAAUAUUUAUGAGUGAACCAGUGUUAAUUAGUAUUAAAAUACCAGAUAAUCUACAAAUAAUCAAUGGAAAGAAUAUUGAAAAGAAAAAUAUUAAUGAAUUUAUUAUUCCAUCAUCAAUUAAUAAAUUAGGAAGUUAUUGUUUUAAUGGAUGUUCAUCAUUAACAUCAAUUAAUAUACCAUCAUCAAUUAAAGAAAUAGGAGAUUAUUGUUUUUUAGGUUGUUCAUCAUUAAAAUCAAUUAAUAUACCAACAACAAUUAAUGAAUUAGGAAAUGGUUGUUUUAAAGAAUGUUCAACAUUAAAAUCAAUUAAUAUACCAUCAUCAAUUAGUAAAAUAGGAAAUGGAUGUUUUGGACAUUGUUCAUCAUUAACAUCAAUUAAUAUACUAUUAUCAAUUAACGAAUUAGGAAAUUAUUGUUUUGAAAGCUGUAAAUCAUUAAAAUCAAUUAAUAUUCCAUCAUCAAUUACUAAAUUAGGAGAUAGUUGUUUUUGUAAAUGCUCAUCAUUACAAUCAAUUAAUAUACCAUCAUCUGUGAGUGAAAUAGGAAAUUGGUGUUUUGAAGGAUGUACAUCAUUAACAUCUAUGAAUAUACCAUCAUCUGUUAGUAAAUUAGGAUAUGAUUGUUUUAAAGAAUGCUAUUCAUUAACAUCAAUUAGUAUACCAUCAUCAAUUACAUCAUUUGGAUGGGGAUGUUUUUAUAAAUGUGGAUGUGAAGAUGAAUUAAAGAAAAAUGAAACAAUACCAAGAAAUUGCUUUAAAGAAUGGUGGUUAAUGAAAUAA
This is a messenger RNA of Entamoeba dispar SAW760, 816 nucleotides long. RefSeq lists its product as uncharacterized. The record is from RefSeq and is a predicted model, not a curated record. NCBI's taxonomy places the organism in Eukaryota, Evosea, Mastigamoebida, Endamoebidae. The coding region runs from base 1 to 816 and encodes 271 amino acids. The transcript has a single exon.